This is a messenger RNA of Panicum virgatum (switchgrass), 2384 nucleotides long. RefSeq lists its product as uncharacterized. Lineage: Eukaryota; Viridiplantae; Streptophyta; Magnoliopsida; Poales; Poaceae. The record is from RefSeq and is a predicted model, not a curated record. The coding region runs from base 1472 to 1801 and encodes 109 amino acids. The transcript has 3 exons.
CUGCUACGCGCUGCCGCUCCGCCCGCCCCUACGCACCGCUUCGCCCGGCCGUAUCGCCGGCCGACACCGCUCCGCCCCCCUCGCUUGCCGACACCGCUCCUCCCUCCUCCACGACGAGCUCGGCCGGCGCCGAUCCUCCCUGCUCCACGCGGAGCUCCGCCAGCGCCGAUCCUCCCUGCUCCGCGCGGAGCUCCGCCGGCGCCACGCCUCCCUCCUCCGCUCGGAUCUCGACGAGCUCGGGCAGCGCCGCCCCUCUUUCCUCCGCGCGGAGCCCGUCCUUGCCCCGCCCUCCCCUUCACGCUCACGGACGGAAGCCGACGCCGUCCAAGUGGGUCAGGGUGGUAAACUGGUAACUCGUAGCAGACACAAGUUGCAGUCCAACCCUCAUCUUUCUUCCUAAUCACCCCGCUUUUUUUUUCGAGCCCCCAAACGACCAAACUUCCCCCUGUUCCGCCGUCCCGCGAGAAGAACCCGCACCUCUCCCGCCGGCGGCGAAUCGACGCCUCCGACUUGGUCCCAUCUCCUCCAUCGCAGCAGCGUAGCGAGCCCACCACGAUUCUCCCACUUCCUUCCUCUAUCCGAGGCCCUUUACUCUUGUUCGUACCCCGCAACUGUCUGGGCUCUCCUGGAUUGACUUCUUUUGCCGGUAACGAGGCCUUCCUUGCUUAGGCUGGGUUGCUUUGUUUAGUGAAUUUUCUGUUCCUGGAUCUUCUCGUUGCUGUGUGCAAUCAAACCCGACGAUUUCUUGCUUGGCAUGGAUAUUCCGGGCCAUCCAGAUCCAGUUUGCUGCUGUGAUGCAACUUGGCUGAGGGAGCUAGAGACGCAUUGUGAAUUUGUGUUAGGUUGCUGUUCUGCGGCCGUUUUCAUUGUGCAUGUUGACUUAACUGGAGCACACCAUUUCGUUGGGAACAUAAAUUUCAAUGCUUAUAAGUUAUAAGCAUGAUUUUGUUAUUUCAGGAGCUUAUCCAACAAGGCAACAACACGACUGCAUGAGAUUCGUUCUUUGUUCAGUUACACGAUUAUAUGUUGGGAAAAGCCUCCAUAGAUGGCUGGCCGCCUCAAAAUUCAUGUGCAAGCUUGUUAUGUCAAGCAAAACUAAGAAUUGAGAUAUACUUUGUUGUAUUCUACUGUAAAAAAGAAAAAGAUGUACUUCAUCCGUUACUGAUUGAUGAUGAUAGCUGCAUGUUUGAUUCACACUGUAUCCAGAUCCAGUUUGUCUGAUGAAAUUCCAAAUUAUGAUUGCAAUUUCAUCGGAUUUAAGCAACUCUUUGUCAGUGAUUUCCGCAAGACUUGUCCUUUUAGGUUAGGUGGACCAGUUAUGUUGUCUGAAAUUGUUCAUUGUUGUAUGUGAAAACAUUGCGUAGCCACUAUACCCUUUUUCUGCUAUCCUGAGAACUAUGAUGAUUCUUCAUGGAGCAUAUACCUGACUUUGUUAUCAUUUCUGCUAGUGCUAUUAACCUUGGAUACAUAAAUGGAAGGGCGCCCCUCAAAAAAAAUAUCAGCUGCUGAAGCUGUCCUGGUGGGAGCAUUGUCAUCCGGUGUUAAUGCUCCCACGUGGUCUGUGCUGAAGAUCACAUUUUUGCUCCUGGCCUUAUGUUUUACUGCAAUGCUUGCUCUAGCAUUUUCGUCGAAAAACUUUGUGAUCGUUGGGCAUGUUUUUCUGCUCAUAACUAUUGGCAUGGUGCUAUUUGUGCUGCUUAAUAGGUUUCUGGCAGAAGUUGGGCUUGUGCCUGUUGAACAACAGAUGCAGGAGAUGGGCAUCCACAAAACAGAAGCCACAGAUAAAGAGAAAAGAAAGUAACCGGUGACAGACUAUUGUUGAUAUGAGAAACAGCUUAACACCUUACAUUACAUCAUUUGACAGAGUGCCAUUUGCCAUUCAGCUCCGAUGAUAGCUUUCAGUUCAGCAUUCAGACAAUACAAUUUUGCACAGACGAUCCUACCUCUUUGGACAUACUUCUAAAUGCAACCCUAUUCCUAUCCUGAAGUGAAAUGGAUCAUGGAUGUAGCAGCGCACAUCAAGCCUGCUUUUGCUCUUCCUUGGGUUUGCUCUUCUUCUUAAUGUAGCAGAAGCAUGAGCAGCAGGGGAACUGAAACAAGAACUUCAUUUAUCAGAGAAAUCACGCAUACUUUGUUUGGAGAAAUGUUGUGUGGAAGGGAUUUGCAUGCAAUGCAACCCUUAAAUAUACUAAAUGUGUUGCCUUGCUUAUCCAUCUGACAUUAGAAUUUGUGGCCAACUGUUUUCGGCCUGAAGCUUUUAACCUCCUCUGAUACUUUCUUUUGUUUGUGAUCUUUAUGUAAUCUCAUCAUGUUUGACUGUUAUUUAGCAGAGGAGAUUUUCACUGCAAGUAAUUAUCAUUCCUUUGGCUGAUUCUUGUAUUAAA